CAUCUGAGUAUCCAAACAGCCAGAGGAGAGAGGGAGAGCGUGUCCGUGUGUAUGUGCAGUGUGCUCGUUUUUUUUCGUCAUUUUUACAUUCAUAUAAAUUAAAGACUCAUGCGCUGUAAAUGGGGACUAUUUUUUCACGGAUUCACAUCCGCAGCGGUGAAUUUCAUUUUGAUUUUUAUGGUCAAAUCGACGGGGAUGUUUGCAUCGUGACGGCGCAAGGAUGACAAAGACAAUAGGAUACCGAGACUGGAGAUGGCAGGCUCUUUUGUGGCAUCAUGUCUUCCUCUUGUGGACUACAGUGGAUGCACAGACUCGUUACAGCAUCCCGGAGGAGCUCAAACAAGGUUCAGUGGUGGGAAAUCUUGCCAAAGAUCUGUCUUUGGGACUGUCUGAGAUAUUUGAGCGCAAGCUGCGUGUCGCCUCUGAGGCUGGUAAGCAGUAUUUCAGCGUGGAUGCGGGGAAGGGAGAGCUGCUGGUCAAUGACAGAAUAGACAGAGAGGCUUUAUGCGGACAAAGCGCCAGCUGUGUGCUCCCUCUGCAGGUCGUCAUUGAGGACCCGUUGCAGCUUUUCCGUGUGGAGGUAGAAAUACAGGACAUUAAUGAUAACGCGCCCCGCUUCCCCUCGAAUGACGUCACACUGGAGAUUUCAGAAAUUACGGUCCUUGGGGUCCGUUUUCCAGUAGAAAGCGCCGUUGAUCCAGACGUGGGCCCGAAUUCGCUCAAGACGUACACUCUCAGUAAAGACGAGUGUUUUAAUAUAAGACUCAAAGAGGUUGCAGGAGGGAGAAAAGUACCUGAGCUCGUUUUAGUAAAACCUUUAGACAGAGAGAAGAAGUCUGUUCAUCAGCUUUUGCUUACAGCUCUGGAUGGAGGCAACCCUGUAAAAUCGGGGACAUCACAAAUUAUAAUAAAAAUUCUUGACAAUAAUGACAAUGUUCCAGCCUUUGAGAAAACAUUGUAUAAAAUGUCUGUGGCUGAAAACCUUGAAAGAGGUGCAACCAUUGUGCAGACAAAAGCCACCGACAUGGACGAUGGCCCAAAUGGAGAAAUAGAAUAUUUUUUUGGUGCUCACACACCUGAAAGCGUCCUCUCUACAUUUACUAUUGAUAAUAUGACAGGCACGAUAUUUUUAAAACACAUUUUAGAUUUCGAGUCCAUCUCAAAUUAUGAACUAGACAUAACUGCUAAAGAUAAAGGCCUUCCUAGAAUGGAGGGUCAUUGUACUGUCCAUGUUGAAGUUCUAGAUGUAAAUGACAAUGCCCCAGAAAUAAUACUCACCUCCAAUGCAAAGCCUGUCCGUGAGGACUCUCCUAAUGGCACUGUGGUAGCUUUGCUCAGUGUUAGAGAUGAUGACACUGGCAGUAAUGGUAAAGUUACAUUACAUCUCCCCACGAAAUAUCCAUUUGUCCUAAAACCAUCCUUUUCUAACAAUUAUGCGCUGGUCACCAGUGGUGCUUUAGACAGAGAGAGAGUGUCUGAGUAUAAGAUAGAGAUAACUGCCACUGAUUCAGGAUCUCCUCCUCUCUCCAGUAAGAAAAUGAUAGCUGUCAGCAUCACUGAUGUCAAUGACAACCCUCCUGUAUUCUCUCAGAGCUCUUAUAAUGUUUAUUUAAAAGAGAACGGAGUAGCAGGCUCUAUACUGUACUCGGUGUCUGCAUGUGAUCUGGAUGGCGGUGAAAACGCCAAAGUGUCUUACUCUAUCGUGGACUCUAAAGUGCAGGACGUGUCCGUGUCGUCUUAUGUUUACAUGAACUCAGAGAACGGCAGCAUCUACAGCAUGCACUCGUUUGACUAUGAGAAAGUCAAAGUGUUUCACAUCCAGGUUCAGGCGAAGGACCAGGGCUCUCCAUCUCUCAGCACCAACGCCACCGUCCAUGUUUUUAUCCUGGACCAGAACGACAACGCCCCCGCUGUCAUUUACCCUUCCCCCCACGCAGCCUCCCACCUGAGGGUGCCCCGCAUGGCAAAGGCCGGCCACCUGGUCACAAAGGUGACGGCCGUGGACGCAGACUCGGGCCACAACGCGUGGAUCUCGUACAAAGUGUCUGAGGCCACAGACGCCUCUCUCUUCAUGGUCAGUGUGUACACAGGGGAGGUGAGGACUAAACGUGCUGUGUCCGAGCACGACGACUCCUCUCAGAGGUUGAUUCUAGAAGUUCAGGAUGAUGGGGAACCUGUCCAGUCAGCCACCGUCACGCUGUUCAUCCUGCUGGAGGACGGUGUGAGUGAGCCCAUGUUGGAGUUGAGACACAAGGCAUCUGAGCCCAGCAAGACAAGCGGCAGAAUCACACUUUAUUUGAUUGUGUCUCUGGCCUCGGUGUCCGUGCUGUCUCUGGUGACUUUGCUCAUCUUAGCGGUGAAAUGCAUGAGGAGCAGCAGAAGCAGCGCUAGUUGCUGCACGAGACGGACACACUGUGAUGAGGACAAGAAACCCAACAGAAAUCUGCACAUUCAGCUCAACACUGAUGGACCUAUCAAGUACGUGGAGGUUCUGGGAGGAGACGUCAUGUCUCAGAGUCACUCCUUCAGGUCGUGCAUGUCUCCAAUGUCAGAGUACAGUGAUUUCACUUUGGUGAAGCCCAGCAGCACCACUGACUUUAAGGAGGUCAUCAGCGUCUUGGACGCCUCUUUACCUGACAGCACCUGGACCUUUGAGAGCCAGCAGCGAGCCAGGAUGACAAAGACAAUAGGAUACCGAGACUGGAGAUGGCAGGCUCUUUUGUGGCAUCAUGUCUUCCUCUUGUGGACUACAGUGGAUGCACAGACUCGUUACAGCAUCCCAGAAGAGCUCAAACAAGGUUCUGUGGUUGGAAAUCUUGCCAAAGAUCUGUCUUUGGGACUGUCUGAGAUAUUUGAGCGCAAGCUGCGUGUCGCCUCUGAGGCUGGUAAGCAGUAUUUCAGCGUGGAUGCGGGGAAGGGAGAGCUGCUGGUCAAUGACAGAAUAGACAGAGAGGCUUUAUGCGGACAAAGCGCCAGCUGUGUGCUCCCUCUGCAGGUCGUUGUAGAAAAUCCUUUAAGGUCGCAUCGAAUUGAGGUAGAAAUUAAAGACAUUAACGACAAUUCACCUCGUUUUCCGACAGCGGAAAUUAACCUUAAAAUACCAGAAUCAGUUUCUGUGGGCAGACGUUUUCCUUUGGAGAUUGCAGAGGACCCUGAUCUUCCCAAAAGUUCACCUUUAUCCCUGAAACAGUCUUUCUCUAAAAAUUAUGAACUGGUCACCAGUGGUGCUUUAGACAGAGAGAGAGUGUCUGAGUAUAAGAUAGAGAUAACAGCCACUGAUUCAGGAUCUCCUCCUCUCUCCAGUAAGAAAAUGAUAGCUGUCAGCAUCACUGAUGUCAAUGACAACCCUCCUGUAUUCUCUCAGAGCUCUUAUAAUGUUUAUUUAAAAGAGAACGGAGUAGCAGGCUCUAUACUGUACUCGGUGUCUGCAUGUGACCUGGAUGCUGGUGAAAACGCCAAAGUGUCUUACUCUAUCGUGGACUCUAAAGUGCACGACGUGUCCGUGUCGUCUUAUGUUUACAUGAACUCAGAGAACGGCAGCAUCUACAGCAUGCACUCGUUUGACUAUGAGAAAGUCAAAGUGUUUCACAUCCAGGUUCAGGCAAAGGACCAGGGCUCUCCAUCUCUCAGCACCAACGCCACCGUCCAUGUUUUUAUCCUGGACCAGAACGACAACGCCCCCGCUGUCAUUUACCCUUCCCCCCACGCAGCCUCCCACCUGAGGGUGCCCCGCACGGCCAAAGCGGGCCAACUAGUCACCAAGGUGACGGCAGUGGACGCGGACUCAGGCCACAAUGCGUGGAUCUCGUACAAAGUGUCUGAGGCCACAGACGCCUCUCUCUUCAUGGUCAGUGUGUACACAGGGGAGGUGAGGACUAAACGUGCUGUGUCCGAGCACGACGACUCCUCUCAGAGGUUGAUUGUUGAGGUCCAGGACGAUGGGGAACCGGUCCAGUCGGCCACUGUCACGCUGUCCAUCCUGCUGGAGGAUGGUGUGAGUGAGCCCAUGUUGGAGCUGAGACACAAGGCGUCCGAGCCCAGUAAGACAAGUGGCAGAAUCACACUUUAUUUGAUUGUGUCUCUGGCCUCGGUGUCCGUGCUGUCUCUGGUGACUUUGCUCAUCUUAGCGGUGAAAUGCAUGAGGAGCAGCAGAAGCAGAGCUAGUUGCUGCACGAGACGGACACACUGUGAUGAGGACAAGAAACCCAACAGAAAGCUGCACAUUCAGCUCAACACUGAUGGACCUAUCAAGUACGUGGAGGUUCUGGGAGGAGACGUCAUGUCUCAGAGUCACUCCUUCAGGUCGUGCAUGUCUCCAAUGUCAGAGUACAGUGAUUUCACUUUGGUGAAGCCCAGCAGCACCACUGACUUUAAGGAGGUCAUCAGCGUCCUGGACGCCUCUUUACCUGACAGCACCUGGACCUUUGAGAGCCAGCAGCGAGCAAGGAUGACAAAGACAAUGGGAUACCGAGACUGGAGAUGGCAGGCUCUUUUGUGGCAUCAUGUCUUCCUCUUGUGGACUACAGUGGAUGCACAGACUCGUUACAGCAUCCCAGAGGAGCUCAAACAAGGUUCUGUGGUGGGAAAUCUGGCCAAAGAUCUGUCUUUGGGACCGUCUGAAAUAUUUGAGCGCAAGCUGCGUGUCGCCUCUGAGGCUGGUAAGCAGUAUUUCAGCGUGGAUGCGGGGAAGGGAGAGCUGCUGGUCAAUGACAGAAUAGACAGAGAGGCUUUAUGCGGACAAAGCGCCAGCUGUGUGCUCCCUCUGCAGGUCGUUGUUGAAAAUCCUUUGAGAUCCCAUCGAAUUGAGAUAGACAUUAAGGACAUUAACGACAAUUCACCACAAUUUCAUACAAAAGAACUAUAUUUAAAUAUUGCUGAAUCGGCCGCAGUAGGGACUCGUUUCCUAUUGGAAGGUGCGGAGGAUUAUGACGUUGGAAGUAAUUCGGUCAAGUCCUACACGCUGGCUAAAAACGACUGCUUCACGUUGAAAAUGAAGGAGGUUGAGGAUGGCAAAUUAGUGCCUGAGUUAGUGUUAGAAAAGCCUUUGGACAGAGAGAAGACAUCAUCCCAUCAGCUCCUAUUGACUGCUUUAGACGGAGGGAAUCCAGUCAUGUCUGGCACUGCACAAAUUAAUGUUAUAGUGCUUGAUAAUAAUGAUAAUUUCCCAAUUUUUGAUAAAAAUGUGUACAAAACUUCCUUAAAAGAGAAUGUGGACAAAGACACAUUUGCACUUAAAAUUACAGCGACUGAUGCAGAUGAGGGACCAAACGGAGAGGUUGAAUAUUUUUUUGGUCCACGCACACCAGAUUCUGUCUUAUCUGUAUUUGAAUUAAAUUCAGAAACGGGUGAAAUAAUUUUAACAGGAGAAUUAGAUUAUGAAAAAGCAACAUCUUACAAAGUUGAAGUGAUUGCAAAGGACAAAGGAGUACCUGUAAUGGAGAGUCACUGUCGUGUGCAGAUUGAUGUUAUUGAUGUUAAUGAUAAUGCUCCAGAAAUUAUCCUCACUUCAGAACCACAGCCGGUCAGGGAGGAUGCACCAAGUGGAUCAGUUGUGGCUCUGCUUACAUCACGUGAUGCAGACUCUGCUAAUAAUAGCAAAGUAACACUGCAGCUACCUCAAGGCUCUCCUUUUAGUCUUAAACCAUCUUUUUCUAAUAAUUAUGAACUGGUCACCAGUGGUGCUUUAGACAGAGAGAGAACGUCUGAGUAUAAGAUAGAGAUAACUGCCACUGAUUCAGGAUCUCCUCCUCUCUCCAGUAACAAAAUGAUAGCUGUCAGCAUCACUGAUGUCAAUGACAACCCUCCUGUAUUCUCUCAGAGCUCUUAUAAUGUUUAUUUAAAAGAGAACGGAGUAGCAGGCUCUAUACUGUACUCGGUGUCUGCAUGUGACCUGGAUGCUGGUGAAAACGCCAAAGUGUCUUACUCUAUCGUGGACUCUAAAGUGCACGACGUGUCCGUGUCGUCUUAUGUUUACAUGAACUCAGAGAACGGCAGCAUCUACAGCAUGCACUCGUUUGACUAUGAGAAAGUCAAAGUGUUUCACAUCCAGGUUCAGGCAAAAGACCAGGGCUCUCCAUCUCUCAGCACAAAUGCCACCGUCCAUGUUUUUAUCCUGGACCAGAACGACAACGCCCCCGCUGUCAUUUACCCUUCCCCCCACGCAUCCUCCCACUUGAGGGUGCCCCGCACGGCCAAAGCGGGCCACCUAGUUACCAAGGUGACGGCCGUGGAUGCGGACUCAGGCCACAACGCGUGGAUCUCGUACAAAGUGUCUGAGGCCACAGACGCCUCUCUCUUCAUGGUCAGUGUGUACACAGGGGAGGUGAGGACUAAACGUGCUGUGUCCGAGCACGACGACUCCUCUCAGAGGUUGAUUGUAGAAGUCCAGGAUGAUGGGGAACCGGUCCAAUCAACCACCGUCACGCUGUCCAUCCUGCUGGAGGACGGUGUGAGUGAACCAAUGUUGGAGCUGAGACACAAGGCGUCUGAGCCCAGCAAGACAAGUGGCAGAAUCACACUUUAUUUGAUUGUGUCUCUGGCCUCGGUGUCCGUGCUGUCUCUGGUGACUUUGCUCAUCUUAGCGGUGAAAUGCAUGAGGAGCAGCAGAAGCAGCGCUAGUUGCUGCACGAGACGGACACACUGUGAUGAGGACAAGAAACCCAACAGAAAUCUGCACAUUCAGCUCAACACUGAUGGACCUAUCAAGUACGUGGAGGUUCUGGGAGGAGACGUCAUGUCUCAGAGUCACUCCUUCAGGUCGUGCAUGUCUCCAAUGUCAGAGUACAGUGAUUUCACUUUGGUGAAGCCCAGCAGCACCACUGACUUUAAGGAGGUCAUCAGCGUCCUGGACGCCUCUUUACCUGACAGCACCUGGACCUUUGAGAGCCAGCAGGUGAGGACUACUUUUGUUUGCAAUGAAGGACACUUGCAGCACUUUGACUCCUUGUCGUGCACGCUUUGCCAUUGUUUGUGUUCAACUCGUGAUUUAUCUUUGCAUCUACAAUGGCAGCAUGUUGCAAGGAUGACAAAGACAAUGGGAUACCGAGACUGGAGAUGGCAGGCUCUUUUGUGGCAUCAUGUCUUCCUCUUGUGGACUACAGUGGAUGCACAGACUCGUUACAGCAUCCCGGAGGAGCUCAAACAAGGUUCAGUGGUGGGAAAUCUGGCCAAAGAUCUGUCUUUGGGACUGUCUGAGAUAUUUGAGCGCAAGCUGCGUGUCGCCUCUGAGGCUGGUAAGCAGUAUUUCAGCGUGGAUGCGGGGAAGGGCGAGCUGCUGGUCAAUGACAGAAUAGACAGAGAGGCUUUAUGCGGACAAAGCGCCAGCUGUGUGCUCCCUCUGCAGGUCGUUGUAGAAAAUCCGUUACAGUUACAUCGAAUUGAAGUGGAAAUAAAAGACGUCAAUGACAAUGCUCCAAGUUUUCUAAAAAAUGAAAAUGUGAUGGAAAUAGCCGAGUCCACCGUUGUAGGUGUGCAUUUUCCCCUGGAGAGUGCCGAGGAUCCUGAUGUAGGAAGUAACACAGUGAAGACAUACACACUCAGCAAAGACGAAUGUUUUACAUUAAAAGUAAGAGAAAUUGAAAAUGGAAGAAAAAUGCCUGAAUUGGUGUUAAAUAAGUCAUUAGAUCGUGAGAAAAGAGCCGUUCAUCAUUUAAUUCUUACAGCUAUGGAUGGUGGCAAUCCGGUUAAAUCUGGAACUUCCAAAAUAACAAUACAUGUUCUUGAUAUUAACGACAAUGUCCCUGCGUUUGAUAAUAAAUUAUAUAAAGUAUAUAUUCAAGAAAACAGCCCAAAUGGCACUUUUGUUGUUACAACAAAGGCAACUGACAUAGACGACGGUCCAAACGGUGAAAUAGAGUACUCUCUAGGCAUACAUACACCACCAUCAGUGCAAGCAUUAUUUUAUAUAGACCCUGUUAGUGGAGAUAUAUUUUUAAAAAAUAAUUUGGACCAUGAACAUCAGUCCUCUUAUCGAAUUGACAUUAGUGCAAAAGAUAAAGGCUUGCCAAAAAUGGAAGGCCAUUGCAGUGUUCAAGUUGAUGUAUUAGAUAUAAAUGAUAAUGCUCCUGAAAUUGUACUGACUUCUAAACCCAGUUCUGUACCGGAAGACUCUGGUACGGGAACAGUUGUAGCCUUGCUGAGUGUACGUGAUCUUGACUCUGGUGAAAACAGUAAAGUGACUUUAGAUCUUCCCAAAGGCUCUCCUUUUACUCUUAAACCAUCUUUUUCUAACAAUUAUGCGCUGGUCACCAGUGGUGCUUUAGACAGAGAGAGUGUGUCUGAGUAUAAGAUAGAGAUAAGAGCCACUGAUUCAGGAUCUCCUCCUCUCUCCAGUAAGAAAAUGAUAGCUGUCAGCAUCACUGAUGUCAAUGACAACCCUCCUGUAUUCUCUCAGAGCUCUUAUAAUGUUUAUUUAAAAGAGAACGGAGUAGCAGGCUCUAUACUGUACUCGGUGUCUGCAUGUGACCUGGAUGCUGGUGAAAACGCCAAAGUGUCUUACUCUAUCGUGGACUCUAAAGUGCACGACGUGUCCGUGUCGUCUUAUGUUUACAUGAACUCAGAGAACGGCAGCAUCUACAGCAUGCACUCGUUUGACUAUGAGAAAGUCAAAGUGUUUCACAUCCAGGUUCAGGCAAAGGACCAGGGCUCUCCAUCUCUCAGCACCAACGCCACCGUCCAUGUUUUUAUCCUGGACCAGAACGACAACGCCCCCACUGUCAUUUACCCUUCUCCUCAUGCUGCCUCCCACCUGAGGGUGCCCCGCAUGGCAAAGGCAGGCCACCUGGUCACCAAGGUGACGGCCGUGGACGCGGACUCAGGCCACAAUGCGUGGAUCUCGUACAAAGUGUCUGAGGCCACAGACGCCUCUCUCUUCAUGGUCAGUGUGUACACAGGGGAGGUGAGGACUAAACGUGCUGUGUCCGAGCACGACGACUCCUCUCAGAGGCUGAUUGUGGAGGUCCAGGAUGAUGGGGAACCGGUCCAGUCGGCCACCGUCACGCUGUCCAUCCUUCUGGAGGACGGUGUGAGCGAGCCCAUGUUGGAGUUGAGACACAAGGCGUCUGAACCCAGUAAGACAAGCGGCAGAAUCACACUUUAUUUGAUUGUGUCUCUGGCGUCGGUGUCCGUGCUGUCUCUGGUGACUUUGCUCAUCUUAGCGGUGAAAUGCAUGAGGAGCAGCAGAAGCAGCGCUAGUUGCUGCACGAGACGGACACACUGUGAUGAGGACAAGAAACCCAACAGAAAUCUGCACAUUCAGCUCAACACUGAUGGACCUAUCAAGUACGUGGAGGUUCUGGGAGGAGACGUCAUGUCUCAGAGCCACUCCUUCAGGUCGUGCAUGUCUCCAAUGUCGGAGUACAGUGAUUUCACUUUGGUGAAGCCCAGCAGUACCACUGACUUUAAGGAGGUCAUCAGCGUCCUGGACGCCUCUUUACCUGACAGCACCUGGACCUUUGAGAGCCAGCAGCGAGCAAGGAUGACAAAGACAAUAGGAUACCGAGACUGGAGAUGGCAGGCUCUUUUGUGGCAUCAUGUCUUCCUCUUGUGGACUACAGUGGAUGCACAGACUCGUUACAGCAUCCCAGAGGAGCUCAAACAAGGUUCUGUGGUGGGAAAUCUGGCCAAAGAUCUGUCUUUGGGACCGUCUGAGAUAUUUGAGCGCAAGCUGCGUGUCGCCUCUGAGGCUGGUAAGCAGUAUUUCAGCGUGGAUGCGGGGAAGGGAGAGCUGCUGGUCAAUGACAGAAUAGACAGAGAGGCUUUAUGCGGACAAAGCGCCAGCUGUGUGCUCCCUCUGCAGGUCGUUGUAGAAAAUCCCCUAAAUUUGCAUCGAAUUGAGGUAGAAAUUAAAGACAUUAACGACAAUUCACCACAAUUUCAUACAAAAGAACUAUAUUUAAAUAUUGCUGAAUCGGCCGCAGUAGGGACUCGUUUCCUAUUGGAAGGUGCGGAGGAUUAUGACGUUGGAAGUAAUUCGGUCAAGUCCUACACGCUGGCUAAAAACGACUGCUUCACGUUGAAAAUGAAGGAGGUUGAGGAUGGCAAAUUAGUGCCUGAGUUAGUGUUAGAAAAGCCUUUGGACAGAGAGAAGACAUCAUCCCAUCAGCUCCUAUUGACUGCUUUAGACGGAGGGAAUCCAGUCAUGUCUGGCACUGCACAAAUUAAUGUUAUAGUGCUUGAUAUCAAUGAUAAUUUCCCAGUUUUUGACAAAAAUUUAUAUAAAACGUCCUUACAAGAGAAUGUGGCAAAGAACAUAUUUGCACUUAAAAUUACAGCGACUGAUGCAGAUGAGGGACCAAACGGAGAAGUUGAAUAUUUUUUUGGUCCACGCACACCAGAUUCUGUCUUAUCUGUAUUUGAAUUAAAUUCAAAAACGGGUGAAAUCAUUUUAAGAGGAGAAUUAGAUUAUGAAAAAGCAUCAUCUUACAAAAUUGAAGUGAUUGCAAAGGACAAAGGAGUACCUGUAAUGGAGAGUCACUGUCGUGUGCAGAUUGAUGUUAUUGAUGUUAAUGAUAAUGCUCCAGAAAUUAUCCUCACUUCAGAACCGCAGCCGGUCCGUGAGGAUGCACCAAGUGGAUCAGUUGUGGCUCUGCUUACAUCACGUGAUGCAGACUCUGGUAAUAAUAGCAAAGUAACACUGCAGCUUCCUCAAGGCUCUCCUUUUAGUCUUAAACCAUCUUUUUCGAACAAUUAUGCGCUGGUCACCAGUGGUGCUUUAGACAGAGAGAGUGUGUCUGAGUAUAAGAUAGAGAUAACAGCCACUGAUUCAGGAUCUCCUCCUCUCUCCAGUAAGAAAAUGAUAGCUGUCAGCAUCACUGAUGUCAAUGACAACCCUCCUGUAUUCUCUCAGAGCUCUUAUAAUGUUUAUUUAAAAGAGAACGGAGUAGCAGGCUCUAUACUGUACUCGGUGUCUGCAUGUGACCUGGAUGCUGGUGAAAACGCCAAAGUGUCUUACUCUAUCGUGGACUCUAAAGUGCAGGACGUGUCCGUGUCGUCUUAUGUUUACAUGAACUCAGAGAACGGCAGCAUCUACAGCAUGCACUCGUUUGACUAUGAGAAAGUCAAAGUGUUUCACAUCCAGGUUCAGGCAAAGGACCAGGGCUCUCCAUCUCUCAGCACAAAUGCCACCGUCCAUGUUUUUAUCCUGGACCAGAACGACAACGCCCCCGCUGUCAUUUACCCUUCCCCCCACGCAUCCUCCCACUUGAGGGUGCCCCGCACAGCCAAAGCAGGCCACUUAGUCACCAAGGUGACGGCCGUGGACGCGGACUCAGGCCACAACGCGUGGAUCUCGUACAAAGUGUCUGAGGCCACAGACGCCUCUCUCUUCAUGGUCAGUGUGUACACAGGGGAGGUGAGGACUAAACGUGCUGUGUCUGAGCACGACGACUCCUCUCAGAGGUUGAUUGUAGAAGUCCAGGAUGAUGGGGAACCGGUCCAAUCAGCCACCGUCACGCUGUCCAUCCUGCUGGAGGACGGUGUGAGUGAGCCAAUGUUGGAGCUGAGACACAAGGCGUCUGAACCCAGUAAGACAAGCGGCAGAAUCACACUUUAUUUGAUUGUGUCUCUGGCCUCGGUGUCCGUGCUGUCUCUGGUGACUUUGCUCAUCUUAGCGGUGAAAUGCAUGAGGAGCAGCAGAAGCAGCGCUAGUUGCUGCACGAGACGGACACACUGUGAUGAGGACAAGAAACCCAACAGAAAUCUGCACAUUCAGCUCAACACUGAUGGACCUAUCAAGUACGUGGAGGUUCUGGGAGGAGACGUCAUGUCUCAGAGUCACUCCUUCAGGUCGUGCAUGUCUCCAAUGUCAGAGUACAGUGAUUUCACUUUGGUGAAGCCCAGCAGCACCACUGACUUUAAGGAGGUCAUCAGCGUCCUGGACGCCUCUUUACCUGACAGCACCUGGACCUUUGAGAGCCAGCAGGUGAGCACUACUUUUGUUUGCAAAUCAGGAAUUGGAGCACUUCGACUCCUUGUCAUGCACAUGUGGUCAUUGUGUCGAGCAAGGAUGACAAAGACAAUAGGAUACCGAGACUGGAGAUGGCAGGCUCUUUUGUGGCAUCAUGUCUUCCUCUUGUGGACUACAGUGGAUGCACAGACUCGUUACAGCAUCCCAGAAGAGCUCAAACAAGGUUCUGUGGUUGGAAAUCUGGCCAAAGAUCUGUCUUUGGGACUGUCUGAGAUAUUUGAGCGCAAGCUGCGUGUCGCCUCUGAGGCUGGUAAGCAGUAUUUCAGCGUGGAUGCGGGGAAGGGAGAGCUGCUGGUCAAUGACAGAAUAGACAGAGAGGCUUUAUGCGGACAAAGCGCCAGCUGUGUGCUCCCUCUGCAGGUCGUUGUAGAAAAUCCUUUAAGGUCGCAUCGAAUUGAGGUAGAAAUUAAAGACAUUAACGACAAUUCACCUCGUUUUCCGACAGCGGAAAUUAACCUUAAAAUACCAGAAUCUGUUGCGGUUGGGACACGUUUUCCUUUGGAGAGUGCAGAUGAUCCUGAUGUUGGAGGAAAUUCUUUGAAAAGUUACACAUUAAUUAAAAAUGAUUAUUUUUCUUUAAAAUUUAAAAACGAAAAAAAUGGUCUAACUUCACCAGAGUUAGUAUUGGACAAAUCAUUGGACAGGGAAAACAUGCCCAUUCAUCAGCUGCUAUUAACAGCACUGGAUGGAGGAAACCCUGUUAAAUCUGGAACAUGUCAAAUUAUCAUAAAUGUGCUUGAUAUUAACGACAAUGUUCCGAUAUUUGAUGAAAAAGAGUACAAAUUAUCUUUAAAGGAAAAUAGCACAAAAGGAACAUUUGUCAUGAAAGUUAAAGCUACAGAUAUUGAUCAUGGCGUCAACAGUGAAAUUAAAUAUUCUUUAGGGUCUCGCACUCCAGCGGCUGUUUUAUCAACAUUUGAAAUUAACGAACUGACAGGAGAAAUUGUUUUAAAAGGAGAAUUAGACUAUGAAACAUUCCCAUCUUAUCUGAUUGACAUUACUGCCAAAGACAAAGGUGUACCUGAAAUGGAGGGUCACUGUCGCCUGCAGCUCAAUAUUGAAGACAUAAAUGAUAAUGCUCCUGAAAUUAUUCUGACCUCUAAACCCAGUCCUGUACGAGAAGAUGCUCCAUAUGGCACAGUGGUGGCUUUGAUUAGUGUUAAAGAUAUUGACUCUGGUAAUAAUGGAAACGUGACGCUCCAGCUUCCCAAAGGUUCCCCUUUCUCCCUGAAACCAUCUUUCUCCCAAAAUUAUGAACUGGUCACCAGUGGUGCUUUAGACAGAGAGAGAGUGUCUGAGUAUAAGAUAGAGAUAACUGCCACUGAUUCAGGAUCUCCUCCUCUCUCCAGUAAGAAAAUGAUAGCUGUCAGCAUCACUGAUGUCAAUGACAACCCUCCUGUAUUCUCUCAGAGCUCUUAUAAUGUUUAUUUAAAAGAGAACGGAGUAGCAGGCUCUAUACUGUACUCGGUGUCUGCAUGUGACCUGGAUGCUGGUGAAAACGCCAAAGUGUCUUACUCUAUCGUGGACUCUAAAGUGCACGACGUGUCCGUGUCGUCUUAUGUUUACAUGAACUCAGAGAACGGCAGCAUCUACAGCAUGCACUCGUUUGACUAUGAGAAAGUCAAAGUGUUUCACAUCCAGGUUCAGGCAAAGGACCAGGGCUCUCCAUCUCUCAGCACCAACGCCACCGUCCAUGUUUUUAUCCUGGACCAGAACGACAACGCCCCCGCUGUCAUUUACCCUUCCCCCCACGCAGCCUCCCACCUGAGGGUGCCCCGCACGGCCAAAGCGGGCCAACUGGUCACCAAGGUGACAGCGGUGGACGCGGACUCAGGCCACAAUGCGUGGAUCUCGUACAAAGUGUCUGAGGCCACAGACGCCUCUCUCUUCAUGGUCAGUGUGUACACAGGGGAGGUGAGGACUAAACGUGCUGUGUCCGAGCACGACGACUCCUCUCAGAGGCUGAUUAUUGAAGUCCAGGAUGAUGGGGAACCGGUCCAGUUGGCCACCGUCACGCUGUCCAUCCUUCUGGAGGACGGUGUGAGUGAGCCAAUGUUGGAGCUGAGACACAAGGCGUCCGAGCCCAGUAAGACAAGCGGCAGAAUCACACUUUAUUUGAUUGUGUCUCUGGCCUCGGUGUCCGUGCUGUCUCUGGUGACUUUCCUCAUCUUAGCGGUGAAAUGCAUGAGGAGCAGCAGAAGCAGCGCUAGUUGCUGCACGAGACGGACACACUGUGAUGAGGACAAGAAACCCAACAGAAAUCUGCACAUUCAGCUCAACACUGAUGGACCUAUCAAGUACGUGGAGGUUCUGGGAGGAGACGUCAUGUCUCAGAGCCACUCCUUCAGGUCGUGCAUGUCUCCAAUGUCAGAGUACAGUGAUUUCACUUUGGUGAAGCCCAGCAGCACCACUGACUUUAAGGAGGUCAUCAGCGUCCUGGACGCCUCUUUACCUGACAGCACCUGGACCUUUGAGAGCCAGCAGGUGAGCACUACUUUUGUUUGCAAUGAAGGACAACUUGCACUUCAUCACACUAUCACGAUGACAGAGACAAUAGGAUACCGAGACUGGAGAUGGCAGGCUCUUUUGUGGCAUCAUGUCUUCCUCUUGUGGACUACAGUGGAUGCACAGACUCGUUACAGCAUCCCUGAGGAGCUCAAACAAGGUUCUGUAGUGGGAAAUCUGGCCAAAGAUUUGUCUUUGGGACUGUCUGAGAUAUUUGAGCGCAAGCUGCGUGUCGCCUCUGAGGCUGGUAAGCAGUAUUUCAGCGUGGAUGCGGGGAAGGGAGAGCUGCUGGUCAAUGACAGAAUAGACAGAGAGGUUUUAUGCGGACAAAGCGCCAGCUGUGUGCUCCCUCUGCAGGUCGUUGUAGAAAAUCCCCUAAAUUUGCAUCGAUUUGAAGUAGAAAUUAAAGACAUUAACGACAACUCACCUCGUUUUCCGACAGGGGAAAUUAACCUUAAAAUACCGGAAUCUGUUGCGCUUGGUAAACGUUUCCCUUUGGAGAGUGCAGAGGAUCCUGAUGUUGGAGGAAAUUCUUUGAAAACAUAUACAUUAAGUAAAAAUGAUUAUUUUUCUUUAAAAUUUAAAAAUGAAAAAAAUGGUCUAACAGCCCCAGAAUUAGUGUUAGAAAAAUCAUUGGACAGAGAAAACAUGCCCAUUCAUCAGCUGCUAUUAACAGCACUGGAUGGAGGAAACCCUGUUAAAUCUGGAACAUGUAAAAUUAUCAUCGAUGUGCUUGAUAUUAACGACAAUUUUCCUAUUUUUGAUGAAAACGAGUACAAGGUUUCUCUAAAAGAAAAUAGCACCAAAGGAACAUUUGUAAAAAGAGUAACAGCUAAAGAUGCAGAUGAAGGCAUUAAUGCUGAGAUUAAGUACUUUUUUGGUCCCCGCACUCCAGAGGCUGUUUUAUCAACAUUUGAAAUGAAUGAAGUAACAGGACAAGUUAUUUUAAAAGGAGAAUUAGACUAUGAAACAUUCCCAUCUUAUCUGCUUGACAUUACUGCCAAAGACAAAGGUGUACCUGAAAUGGAGGGUCACUGUCGCCUGCAGCUCAAUAUUGAAGACAUAAACGAUAAUGCUCCUGAAAUUAUUCUGACCUCUAAACCCAGUCCUGUACGAGAAGAUGCUCCAUAUGGCACAGUGGUGGCUUUGAUUAGUGUUAAAGACACUGACUCUGGUAAUAAUAGCAAAGUAAAUUUGCAGAUACCAAAGGGCUUCCCUUUUACUCUUAAACCAUCUUUUUCGAACAAUUAUGCGCUGGUCACCAGUGGUGCUUUAGACAGAGAGAGAGUGUCUGAGUAUAAGAUAGAGAUAAGAGCCACUGAUUCAGGAUCUCCUCCUCUCUCCAGUAAGAAAAUGAUAGCUGUCAGCAUCACUGAUGUCAAUGACAACCCUCCUGUAUUCUCUCAGAGCUCUUAUAAUGUUUAUUUAAAAGAGAACGGAGUAGCAGGCUCUAUACUGUACUCGGUGUCUGCAUGUGACCUGGAUGCUGGUGAAAACGCCAAAGUGUCUUACUCUAUCGUGGACUCUAAAGUGCACGACGUGUCCGUGUCGUCUUAUGUUUACAUGAACUCAGAGAACGGCAGCAUCUACAGCAUGCACUCGUUUGACUAUGAGAAAGUCAAAGUGUUUCACAUCCAGGUUCAGGCAAAAGACCAGGGCUCUCCAUCUCUCAGCACCAACGCCACCGUCCAUGUUUUUAUCCUGGACCAGAACGACAACGCCCCCGCUGUCAUUUACCCUUCCCCCCACGCAGCCUCCCACCUGAGGGUGCCCCGCACGGCCAAAGCGGGCCAACUGGUCUCCAAGGUGACGGCCGUGGACGCAGACUCAGGCCACAAUGCGUGGAUCUCGUACAAAGUGUCUGAGGCCACAGACGUCUCUCUCUUCAUGGUCAGUGUGUACACAGGGGAGGUGAGGACUAAACGUGCUGUGUCCGAGCACGACGACUCCUCUCAGAGGCUGAUUGUAGAAGUCCAGGAUGAUGGGGAACCGGUCCAGUCGGCCACCGUCACGCUGUCCAUCCUUCUGGAGGACGGUGUGAGCGAGCCCAUGUUGGAGUUGAGACACAAGGCGUCUGAACCCAGUAAGACAAGCGGCAGAAUCACACUUUAUUUGAUUGUGUCUCUGGCCUCGGUGUCCGUGCUGUCUCUGGUGACUUUGCUCAUCUUAGCGGUGAAAUGCAUGAGGAGCAGCAGAAGCAGCGCUAGUUGCUGCACGAGACGGACACACUGUGAUGAGGACAAGAAACCCAACAGAAAGCUGCACAUUCAGCUCAACACUGAUGGACCUAUCAAGUACGUGGAGGUUCUGGGAGGAGACGUCAUGUCUCAGAGCCACUCCUUCAGGUCGUGCAUGUCUCCAAUGUCAGAGUACAGUGAUUUCACUUUGGUGAAGCCCAGCAGCACCACUGACUUUAAGGAGGUCAUCAGCGUCCUGGACGCCUCUUUACCUGACAGCACCUGGACCUUUGAGAGCCAGCAGGUGAGCAGCAAAGAAUAUGGAUUUGGUCACUGUGGUCUGUCUUUCUUUGGAUUGGAACUGAUGCAUUUUAGAGGAGCAAGGAUGACAAAGACAAUAGGACUCCGAGACUGGAGAUGGCAGGCUCUUUUGUGGCAUCAUGUCUUCCUCUUGUGGACUACAGUGGAUGCACAGACUCGUUACAGCAUCCCAGAGGAGCUCAAACAAGGUUCUGUGGUGGGAAAUCUUGCCAAAGAUCUGUCUUUGGGACUGUCUGAGAUAUUUGAGCGCAAGCUGCGUGUCGCCUCUGAGGCUGGUAAGCAGUAUUUCAGCGUGGAUGCGGGGAAGGGAGAGCUGCUGGUCAAUGACAGAAUAGACAGAGAGGCUUUAUGCGGACAAAGCGCCAGCUGUGUGCUCCCUCUGCAGGUCGUCAUCGAGGACCCCUUGCAGUUGCAUCGAAUCGAGGUUGAAAUACGAGACAUUAAUGAUAACUCUCCGAGUUUUAUUUCUAAUGAGUUAUCUUUGAAGUUAGCAGAAUCUGCAGCCGUUGCCGCGCGUUUUCCUUUGGAGAGCGCGGCCGACCCUGACGUGGGAAGCAAUUCAAUUAAAUCAUACACUCUCAGUAAAAAUGACUGCUGUUCUCUCCGAAUAAAAGAAAUGGAGGGCGGCAAAACUGUCCCUGAGCUCGUUUUAGAAAAGCCUCUGGAUAGAGAGAAGAAGGCCGUGCACAAAAUAUUAUUAACUGCAUUAGACGCGGGCAGUCCUGCUAGAUCCGGGACGUCACAGAUUACCAUACAUGUACUUGACAAUAAUGAUAAUUUCCCUGUGUUUGAGAAAGCCCUAUACAAAGUAACAGUAUGUGAAAAAAGCCCAAAAGGGACUGUUAUUAUUAAGCUGAAAGCCACAGAUGCAGAUGAAGGUUCGAAUGGUGAAAUUGAAUAUUCAUUUGGCUCUAGGACUCCAGAUUCUGUCUUCUCAGUAUUUAAUAUGAAUCCUGUUAGUGGUGAGAUAACGUUAAAAGGCGAGUUAGACUAUGAGACAGUAAAGUCCUUUGACAUUGAUAUCACUGCUAAAGAUAAAGGCAGCCCUGAGAUGGAGGGACACUGUCGAGUGCAGGUUGACGUGAUGGACUUUAAUGAUAACCCUCCUGAAAUUGUCCUCACCUCUCAGCCUAAACCUGUACGCGAGGACGCCCCAAGUGGGACUGUCAUGGCCCUGAUUAGCGCCCGUGAUCUUGACUCUGGUAAUAAUGGAAAUGUGACAUUACACCUGAAAAAAGGUACUCCAUUUGACCUGAAAAGUUCUUUUUCUAACAAUUAUGCACUGGUCACCAGUGGUGCUUUAGACAGAGAGAGAGUGUCUGAGUAUAAGAUAGAGAUAACAGCCACUGAUUCAGGAUCUCCUCCUCUCUCCAGUAAGAAAAUGAUAGCUGUCAGCAUCACUGAUGUCAAUGACAACCCUCCUGUAUUCUCUCAGAGCUCUUAUAAUGUUUAUUUAAAAGAGAACGGAGUAGCAGGCUCUAUACUGUACUCGGUGUCUGCAUGUGACCUGGAUGCUGGUGAAAACGCCAAAGUGUCUUACUCUAUCGUGGACUCUAAAGUGCACGACGUGUCCGUGUCGUCUUAUGUUUACAUGAACUCAGAGAACGGCAGCAUCUACAGCAUGCACUCGUUUGACUAUGAGAAAGUCAAAGUGUUUCACAUCCAGGUUCAGGCAAAGGACCAGGGCUCUCCAUCUCUCAGCACCAACGCCACCGUCCAUGUUUUUAUCCUGGACCAGAACGACAAUGCCCCCGCUGUCAUUUACCCUUCCCCCCACGCAGCCUCCCACUUGAGGGUGCCCCGUACAGCAAAAGCCGGCCAUCUGGUCACAAAGGUGACGGCCGUGGACGCGGACUCAGGCCACAACGCGUGGAUCUCGUACAAAGUGUCUGAGGCCACAGACGCCUCUCUCUUCAUGGUCAGUGUGUACACAGGGGAGGUGAGGACUAAACGUGCUGUGUCUGAGCACGACGACUCCUCUCAGAGGCUGAUUCUGGAGGUCCAGGAUGACGGGGAACCUGUCCAGUCGGCCACCGUCACGCUGUCCAUCCUUCUGGAGGACGGUGUGAGCGAGCCCAUGUUGGAGCUGAGACACAAGGCGUCUGAACCCAGCAAGACAAGCGGCAGAAUCACACUUUAUUUGAUUGUGUCUCUGGCCUCGGUGUCCGUGCUGUCUCUGGUGACUUUGCUCAUCUUAGCGGUGAAAUGCAUGAGGAGCAGCAGAAGCAGCGCUAGUUGCUGCACGAGACGGACACACUGUGAUGAGGACAAGAAACCCAACAGAAAUCUGCACAUUCAGCUCAACACUGAUGGACCUAUCAAGUACGUGGAGGUUCUGGGAGGAGACGUCAUGUCUCAGAGUCACUCCUUCAGGUCGUGCAUGUCUCCAAUGUCAGAGUACAGUGAUUUCACUUUGGUGAAGCCCAGCAGCACCACUGACUUUAAGGAGGUCAUCAGCGUCCUGGACGCCUCUUUACCUGACAGCACCUGGACCUUUGAGAGCCAGCAGUGGGGAUUGUGUGUGUAUGUGUGUGUGUCAGAGCUGUCUUCCAAAGAGGGGGAAGGCCUCUGUGGUCUCUCCCCGCCCACGAGUCUAGUGAGGCGGGAGAGGGGGAGUCAGAGCAGGGUAGAGAGCGGGGAAAUUUCCCGGACAAUGGACUGCAGACAGAGGAAGCGCUCCGGAGGAGGGAGCCAGCUGUCGAGGCUCUGCUUCUUCGUGGCCUUCCUCUCCUCCGCCUCCGCCCAGCUCAGUUACUCUGUGUCGGAGGAGCUCAGUCCGGGAUCCAUCGUAGGGAACAUCGCGAAAGAUCUGGGCCUGAGCACACAGAGGAUUGUCCAAAGGGGGCUACGGGUGGUGUCUGAAUCCGGCACACAGUAUUUUGAGGUGAGGCAGUCGAGCGGAGAUUUGGUGAUUAAGCAACAAAUUGACAGAGAGCAGAUGUGCGAGUUGAGCUCGUCCUGCUCGCUCCACCUUCAGAUACUUCUCUCGGAUCCUUUGGAGAUCCAGCGCGUCGUGGUGGACAUUGUGGACGUGAACGACAACGCUCCACACUUUUCAACCAGCAGCGUCUCUUUGGAGGUGUCCGAGGCCGCCGCACAGGGGACAAGAUUCCGUUUGGAGAGCGCGCACGACCCGGACGUGGGGACCAACUCAUUACGCACGUAUCACCUCGCUGCUAAUGACUUUUUUAUAUUGAAUGUAGAGACUAAAAGUGACGGCAGCAAGUUUCCAGAGCUUAUAGUGGACAAACCUCUCGACAGGGAGGCACAGGCCUCCUUUGAGCUGCUGCUCACUGCUGUGGAUGGAGGGCAGCCAGAGAAAUCAGGCUCCACUCUCCUGCUUAUUAAAGUUUUGGAUGUGAAUGACAACGCACCCAUCUUUGAUGAGCCUGUCAAGAAAGUCAACCUAUUUGAGAAUGUGGCACUGGGCACUUUAGUGACAAAACUGAACGCUACAGAUGCCGAUUCAGGUCGCAACGGGGAAAUAUCAUUCAUGUUUAGUAAAUACACACCUGAGCGUGUCCUUAAACUUUUCACAGUGGAUGCUAAGAGUGGGGAGAUUCGGGUUAAUGGUGAGGUGGACUAUGAGAAAGCCACUGCAUAUCACAUCACAGUGCAAGCCAGAGAUGGGGGCUCCCCAGCCAUGGAGGGCUCGUGUAACGUCAUCGUGGACGUCACAGAUGUCAAUGACAAUAUGCCAGAGGUCACGCUGACAUCACUGACGAGUUCCAUCAGAGAAGACUCCGCCCCUGAGACGGUGAUAGCCCUCAUCAGUGCUCGGGACCUGGACUCUGGCAAGAAUGGGGAAGUUAGUUUGACCAUCCCACCUGGCCUGCCUUUCAAACUCAACUCAGCUUUUGGAAUGCACUACAGCCUGACCACAGCAGGCCCCCUGGACCGUGAGACAGUGUCUGAGUACACGGUGGUCAUCAAGGCCACUGACGGCGGCUCUCCCCGCUUGGCGUCGCAAACCACCUUUGUAGUGAAGCUCUCGGAUGUCAACGACAACGCCCCCACCUUCUCCCAAACCUCAUACUCGGUGGACAUCCCUGAGAACAACGCCCCGAGUUCGCCUUUCACUGCUGUCUCUGCCACUGACCCAGACCUUGGCGACAAUGCCCGCAUCACCUACUCCAUCUUGCCCAGCAUGGUGCAGGGCUCACCUAUUUCCUCUUAUGUCUACAUCAACCCAGAGAGCGGCCACAUCUACAGCAUGCGCUCCCUGGAUCAUGAACAGCUUAAGGCUUUCCGCAUAGAAGUCCAAGCCCAGGAUGCAGGGGCGCCCCCCAGGACUUCCAACGUGACUGUGCAUGUAUUUGUGGUGGACGUGAACGACAACGCACCCUGGAUUGUACACCCCGCCUUUGCAAAAGAGAAAGGGCUGCAGCUCACUGUGCCCCCUUCUGCUGGGCCGGGGUACCUCUUAAAUAAACUUGUGGGGGUGGAUGCUGACAGUGGGCACAAUGCCUGGUUGUUUUACUCCAUCGCCCCCGGCCCGCAUGCUGGCAUGUUCCGAAUCGGGGCACAUACUGGUGACCUCCGCACAGCCCGCAAGUGGGCCGAGGAGGAAGAGGGCUCCACUUAUGACAUAGUGGUCAUUAUCCAGGACAAUGGUGAGCCCCCAAAGUCCAGCUGGGUGAACAUCACAGUGACAGUGGCAGAGAACGCCGCUGCCAAUGAUGCUCCAGCAAGACCCCACCACAAACCCUUCGCCCCCCACACAGGGAUGUCGGACAUCACCUUGUACCUCAUCAUCUCCCUUGCCUGUGUAUCAGGUGUGUCUUUUAUCACCUUUGCCGUCCUAAUGGUGCGCUGCUUGAGGCACCGCGGCUCCGGAGUAGGCGACUCAGACUGCUGCUACUGUUGCUACGGCAACCAGCGCUCCAGCCGCUACCACCAGAGGCCCAGCAAGGACCUGCACUUGCAGCUCAACACGGACGGGCCCAUUCGUUACAUGGAGGUGGUGGGAGGACCCCAGGAGCCGCACACGCGUACUUAUAGACCCUGCUACUCCACCAUAUCUAGCAGGAGUGACUUUGUGUUUAUGAAGACACCCAUGCUGAGUCACAGCAACACGCUCAACACCACUCUCAGCAGGAAGCACCUUACGCCUGAGCAAAAGCCACCCAACAAUGACUGGCGCUUUAACCAGGGACAGAGACCCGGACCCAGUGGUCCCCACAUGCCAUACGGUACACACAUACGAUGGACGCCGAAGAGUGGGACAAGGGCUGCCGGAGGACCUGAGGUUGCCAUGGGAACCGGCCCCUGGCCCCAACCCCCAACUGAAGCUGAGCAGCUCCAAGCCCUGAUGGCCGCAGCCAACGUGGGUGAGGCGACCGGCACACUGGGACCGGGCACCAUGGGCCUGAGCACCCGCUACAGCCCCCAGUUCACCCUGCAGCACGUGCCCGACUACCGCCAGAACGUCUACAUCCCCGGCAGCACGGCCACCCUCACCUCCAACCCCCAGCAGCAGCAGCAGCAGGCCAUGGCCCAGCAGGCCAGCCAGCAGGCGCUGCCACCGCCCCAGUCAGGCCAGCCGGAGCCCCCGAAGGCCGCCCAGACUCCGGCCUCCAAGAAGAAGUCCACCAAGAAGGAGAAGAAGUAGAAAAGAAGGUGGAGGAAUGCUUAAUCCGAUCUGAUGAGAAAUGCAACCCCCCACACCCCACCAUGAGGUAUCUUAUCUAGCUGAGGUCUAAGUGGACCACAUGGACGGUUCUGAUGGUUCUUUGGAAGUGUCUUGAGGUGCCUAGAGGAGUAUGAACACGCAGAAUGCUUUUGCUUGUAUUGCUUGUAAUCGGUAGAUAUUGUUUGGCUGGGUGUGGGGGGUUAUUGUGAUUAUUUUUUUUGCUUUUUCUUUGGCUAGGACAAGAAACCUUGCAGGGUUGACAAGGUUAUCAUAAGCAAGUGAUGUAUUCUGAGAAAUGUUACUGUCUUUCAUGUUGGAUUUCUUGUGCUCGUUCCCUCCAGUGGGAAGUUGUAAGUAUGCUUAGUUGCCAUAUUUCCAUGUAGGCUCAGCCUUUGCAGGACCUUCAAGCAUACUUCUGUGCAUAGAUUAAUGCUAAUAAGGCUGUUUGUUUUACCGCUAUUACAAACUCGUCUGCAUGCUCUUUAAAGGUUCAAACCACAUUACAGUAUACUAGUUUAGAGUUGCAAACUAUGCAUUGCAAAAGCAAAAGAGGACCCCCCGUCCCCGCCACCCAUGCCCCCUGUCAAAUCGCUGGUCAAAAGAAUGCACAUGUAGCAUUUACCCAAGAGGAAAAAAAAUCAUUUUGUAACCAUGGUUAAGUAAUGACCUGAGCAUGCACCCACAUAGAGGGGCAGCAGGUGGUGUGGCAGCAGACUUGCUGUACAACCCUCUCCAGAUGGACUCCAUCCAGUCCAGCUGCCCCCUGAACCCGAGCCCACCCCCUCACUGCCCCGCAUUGAGAGGCAAACCUGGAGAAAUGCACUGAUGUUGGGGUAUUAGCCACACUUGGAUGAAGUAUUUGUCAUGGUGACGUAAUUUGUUUUCUUAUGAAGUCUUCAUAAAUGGUGAGUGGGAGCGGAUGGGGGUUCUGGUGGGCCGUACCCUAAAAUUGUUACCUGACAGGGGUGGGGAACCAACCGUGGCUCCACCCGCUGAAUGUACAGAGCAACCACCACUCAUUUAAAAAUGCACUGAUCCAGGUUGGGGUCCUCGGUGAGGUGAUCCUUCACCACUUGGCCGCCCCCCUUGACCCAGUCCCCGCCUGCCCCCCACCCGCUCCUCAGCCCCGCCUCCCUCACCUGUAAAUAAACACAAGUCCUGUUGAUGGUAUGGGCCAGGUGUUUGUGUCUUAGGGACCGGCAUCCAACUUAUUUCAAAAUAAAAGUCCCUCUCCACAAAGCGUGGCUCACUACUGGAAUGUGUUGCAUUUUGUUUUACAAGAAAAUGAAGAAAAAAAAACACAGAUGAAAAAAAAAAACCUAUUAUGAAUAAAAAUCUGUUUGUGUUGCAAUGUAGUAACUAAGCACCAUGGAAGCCAACUAACUCGUCAAAGUGUAAAUAAAAAAAGAUAACUUUAGAUAAGGUGACACAUGUAGACUAGUUAACUUGUGAUUUGUGUUGCGCAUAUUUUUGUGUUCAUUUUCUCUAUCUUUUAUCACCCUCGAAAGAAACAAAAAAAGAUGACUUGUUUCUAUCCUUCUGUAACCUCUUAAUGUUCAUUUUGCGGUGGUUUGAUCUUGUGCAUUUGUGAAAGAAUGCCUUUCAUUCUCUUUCUGUCCAUAUGAGCAAAUGACUAUAAAUAUUAUAUAUGUGUACGUCCGUCCGCUGCUGAAUUAAUACUAUUCUAUCCUGCUGUAUUAUCUUUCUUAUCAAAUGCUUACACCCUACUCCCACCCCCAACCCCACCCCACGCUUUACCCCUGUGUUACUCUUAUUUUUAUGCUAAUAUUUAUAUUGCUGUUUUAUUUUCUCUUGAACACUGACAUUUCAAAUAAAAAGAUUCUGAAUUCA
Molecule: messenger RNA, 24451 nt
Organism: Dunckerocampus dactyliophorus (ringed pipefish)
Lineage: Eukaryota; Metazoa; Chordata; Actinopteri; Syngnathiformes; Syngnathidae
Exons: 16
Coding region: 221-22579 (7452 amino acids)
Biological process (GO): homophilic cell-cell adhesion
Cellular component (GO): plasma membrane
Molecular function (GO): calcium ion binding
Source: RefSeq, a predicted model, not a curated record